Molecule: messenger RNA, 985 nt
Organism: Pisolithus orientalis
Lineage: Eukaryota; Fungi; Basidiomycota; Agaricomycetes; Boletales; Pisolithaceae
Exons: 5
Coding region: 382-819 (145 amino acids)
Source: RefSeq, a predicted model, not a curated record
CAAGUUUGGGUAUAUAAUUAGCAGACAAAGCAGCUUUAUCUUCGGACCAGCACGACGUUCUUCAUCACUACCCUUUUUUCUUUAUAUUUCAAGGCGAGCUCGACCAUCAAUCGUUAGUGGGUGCCUUCAAGCCACGUCAUCCAGUAAAUCACUAGUCCCUGAAUCCAUGCUCGGGAACGCCGUGUGCUUCACCACCCCCAAAGCUAGUACAACUCGACGAAAAUGGGUAACAAUGGCUUGCAUGCUAUCACUGGCUCCGCUUCCCUGUGCAAGAUGGUCCCUUAGAUGAGGUAUAUAUGUAGGGCUAACGCGCAUCCUCAUGCCCUGGCACGUCCUAAGCUCUUGCGCAUAAUUCCCCAAUACGCUUUUUGAGCCAGGAUUAUGACGACUAACAUUCAAAACGGGAUUUACGUCCUCACGAAUGUUGAAGCAACAAAUAUCUGUCUCGAGAUCUUAGGACCGGAACGUGGGUACUCCGUUGUUGGCAAAGAAUUCCGAAACCAUGAAAACCAAAAGUGGUUAUUGCACCGUGACAGCGAUGGCAUCUACGCGAUUUAUUCCCUCCCGCUUUCACUCUUUCUCAACACUGCAAUCGACCCAGAGUACGGUGCUAGACUAGUGGGAACGCCCUUUACGUUCUGGUGGGGCAUCGAGAGCGAACCCGGUUUUGAGGAUACAUUUAGGUUGUGCGUUCCGCAUACUUGCCUGGAUGUCGAGUUUGCGAACAAUGGGUGUUUCAUGCCAGAUAGCCCCGCAACGUUGGGAGAGAGGUCUGAAGAUCACAAUCAGCUUUGGCGUCUGCAAAAAUUUGCAUGGUAGAGGGCUUGCAUAGGGGAGCGGUGCGAGUACGUACUAUGCAUUCACAUACACCAAGAAUGUACAAUUCUUUGAUAUCGUCGAUCCCGUACAUACGUACAUGUCGUCAUACAAAUCUAUGGAACGUUGGCACUCCGUGGGACCGUGGAAAACGAAAAAGUGAAAAUAG